Messenger RNA from Pseudophryne corroboree (corroboree frog), 738 nucleotides. RefSeq lists its product as uncharacterized. The coding region runs from base 1 to 738 and encodes 245 amino acids. Gene Ontology annotation, cellular component: late endosome; lysosome; phagocytic vesicle. Gene Ontology annotation, biological process: phagosome-lysosome fusion; endosome to lysosome transport. NCBI's taxonomy places the organism in Eukaryota, Metazoa, Chordata, Amphibia, Anura, Myobatrachidae. The transcript has 5 exons. The record is from RefSeq and is a predicted model, not a curated record.
AUGGCUGGGGAAGCGGAGAGUGUGGAAGCGGGCGUCCCCGCAGGAGUCCCGGAGCGCAGGGAAUACCUCUUCAAGGUGCUGGUCAUCGGGGAACUGGGGGUCGGCAAAACCAGCAUCAUCAAGCGCUACGUGCACCAGCUGUUCUCCCAGCACUACCGGGCCACCAUCGGUGUGGAUUUUGCUCUCAAAGUUAUAAACUGGGACACCAAGACUCUGGUCAGACUGCAGCUAUGGGACAUUGCAGGGGCUGUUCAUAGACCCACUAUUGCCGCAUCUUGGGCAGCGAAAGGUUUUGAGGCGUGUGUUCAGGCGUUAGAGGAAGAGCUGGCCAAGAAUAUUUCUGACAAUGCCAGACAAUACCUGUCUCGCAUUACCACUGCUUCCUAUUACAUUGAGGAGGAGUCCUCUGAGGCAGCCAAGGCAUCGACUACAUCUGUCCUUGCUCGCCGCAUUCUGUGGUUGAGGUCAUGGAAGGUGAACCUGGACUCCACAAAGACUUUGGAGAGUGGUGAGAAAGAUAAAGCAAGGGAAAUGUGUCUUGAUACUAAUAGAGCCGGCUUGGCCCAGAAGGCAUUGACAUCUGGAUCAACUGUAUUUGACGGCAUGGCUCUUGAAACCUCUGUCAUGAACUCAGGAGGAUUCUCACAACAGAGAAGAGAGCCAUAUCUGGAAUCACCUGAUGAUCGUACUUUGCUAGAAUCCACCAUUGCUUUGAAAAUUAAGGCCAUGUUUGUCUGA